ACCAUUCUUUUGACGUGUUUCAUGUGGAGGCAGCAGUGAAAUUCAGAGGACAUAUGUCUAACAGUGUCAGCUGGAUCACACUUCUCUCUGAAGCAGUUGCUGUUGAACUACUGUAAUUGAACCAGAGAGGAUAAGACAAAUACAAUGUCUCUAAUGAAUGAAAAAGACGAAAAUGAUUACCACCACUCCUCCAGCGACAGAGAGAAAAAUUUAAAGCAUGAUAGAUCAGAUUCACCUGCCCCCAGUGUUUUGUCCAUGAAAAGUGAAGGAUCAAUGAAAAUGCCUAUUCAAUUUAAAGGUGGAGAUUCUUCCUCUGAUCAACGUUUAAAGCAUGACAGAUCAGAUUCACCUGCCCCCAGUGUUUUGUCCAUGAAAAGCGACCGAUCAAUGAACAUGCCAAUUCAAUUUAAAGGUGGAGAUUCUUCCUCUGAUCAAAGUGUUCAGCAAGAGAUAUCAUACUCAUCAGCCUCUUCAUCAUUAGCUCACAGAUCAAUAAAAAAUGCAAUUCCUCUGAAAAAUGGAAUACCUCGACUGGAAAAAAGACACGAUUUACAAGCAACUGAUGAGUACCACCACAAAUUGAAAUCAUACAUAAAAGUGAAACAUCAAUACAUUGUUGAAGGAUUAGCAAAGCAAGGAAACCCUACAUUACUCAAUGAGAUCUACACAGAGCUCUACAUCACAGAAGGUGGAAAUGGAGAGAUCAGUAAAGAGCAUGAGGUUAAACGGAUAGAAAAAACACUAACAGCAGCAAGACUGGAAACUCCAAUCAAAUGCAAUGAGAUCUUUAAACCUUUACCUGGACAAGACAAUCCCAUCAGAACUGUGCUGACAAAGGGAGUCGCUGGCAUUGGAAAAACAAUCUCUGUGCAGAAGUUCAUUCUUGACUGGGCUGAAGGGAAAGCAAAUCAGGACAUUCACCUCAUAUUUCCACUUCCUUUCAGAGAGCUCAAUCUUAUGUUUGACAAAAAGUGCAGUUUAGCUGAUCUUCUACAAAUCUUCUUUAUGGAUGAAACAAGUUUAGCCCUGAUCGAAAACUCCUCUGUUGUUUUUAUCUUUGAUGGUCUGGACGAGUGCCGUCUUCCCUUAAAUUUUCACAGCAAUGAGACUAUAUGUGAUGCAACCAAAGAGACCUCAGUGGAUGCACUGCUGACAAACCUCAUGAAGGGGAAUCUGCUUCCCUCUGCUCUCAUCUGGAUCACCUCCAGACCAGCAGCAGCUGAUCUCAUCCCCUCUGAAUGUGUUGAUCGAGUGACAGAGGUACGAGGCUUCAAUGAGCCACAGAAGGAGGAAUACUUCAGGAAGAGAAUCAGUGAUCAGAGUCUGGCUAAUAGAAUCAUCACACACCUGAAGUCAUCCAGGAGCCUCUAUAUCAUGUGUCACAUCCCAGUGUUCUGCUGGAUUUCAGCCACUGUUCUAGCGAGAAUGUUGAGUGAAGCAGAGAGUAGAGAGAUCCCCAGGACUCUCACUCAAAUGUACACACACUUCCUGAUCAUUCAGACAAACAUCAAACAUGAGAAGGACUAUGAGAAGAAAGUGAAAGAUGAAGACAUGAUCUUCAAACUGGGUAAACUGGCUUUUGAGCAGCUUGAGAAAGGUAAUCUGAUCUUCUACGAGGAAGACCUGAGAGAGUGUGGCAUUGAUGUGACAGAAGCAUCAGUGUACUCAGGAUUGUGCACUCAGAUCUUCAGAGAGGAAUUUGGCUUGUAUCACGGGAAAGUGUACUGCUUUGUUCAUCUUAGCAUUCAGGAACAUCUCGCAGCUCUAUAUGUGCACCUUUCCUUCCACAACAGCAACAAAAAUGUGCUUGACCAGGGUGAAGACAAUUCUGUGACAAUUCUGAGUUUACACAAGUGUGCAGUUGAUAAAACUUUAGAAAGUAAGAAUGGACAUCUGGAUCUCUUCCUUCGAUUUCUCAUGGGACUUUCAGUGGAGUCAAAUCAGACCCUUCUAGAAGGGCUUUUGGUGAAAAAAGCAAGUAGCCCCCUGGAGAGAGAGGGGACUAUUGAGUAUCUCAAGGAAAAAAUAAAAAAACAUAUUUGUUCAGAAAUGUCUCUGGUUCUUUUCCACUGUCUAAAUGAACUCAAUGAUCAUUCUCUCACUGGUGAAAUCCAAAGAUACCUGACCACAGAAACAUUAAGAAAACCAAUCUUGCCCCCAGAGCUCUGGCAAGCUCUGGGGUAUAUUUUAAUGACAUCAGACGAGAAGUUCGAUGAGUGUGAUCUUCAUAAAUAUGGCAGAUCAGAUGUAGCCCUGUUCUGGCUGAUUCCUAUGUUGAAGUUAUCUACAAUAAUCAGGAUGCAUGAGUGUAGUAUCACAAUGGCAGGCUGUGCGAUGAUUUGUCCUGGUUUUUCAUCAAUAUCCAAUUUGAGAGAGCUGGACUUGAGCCACAGCAAUCUGCAAGACCCUGGAGUGGAGAUGCUCUGUGUUGGAAUCAAAAAUUCAGGCUACAGCGUAAAACUUGUAAUUGAAAGUAUAUUGACUAACAACAGUCAAAACCAAGAAUCAUUGCACUGUACACCAGAUCUGCGUCGGCAGGAUGAAGAGAUUUAUUCUAAAUUUCCCAUGGCUGGACUACAGGACACAGAGUGUAGACUGGAAUCUCUAAAGCUAAAGAACGUUGGUGUAACAGAGGCAAGCUGUGUUUUCCUCAGCAAAGCUCUGAGUCUAAACCCUUCACAUCUUAGAGAGCUGGACCUGAGCUGGAAUAACAUAGGAGACUCUGGAGUGACAAAGCUUUGUGUUGCUCUAAAAAAAUGUCAGUGUGCCCUGGAAACACUGAGGUUGAAUAACUGUAACCUAACACAGGAAAGUUGUAAAGAACUGGCUGAAGUACUACAAACAGAUUCAAAUCUGAAAGAACUUUCUCUAAGCAAGAAUGAGCUUCAGGAUUUAGGAGUGAAUCAUCUCUCUGCUGCAGUGAAACAUAUAAAAUGUAAACUUGAGAUACUGAGGAUGUCAUGUUGCAAAAUCAAAACAGAGGGCUUUGCAUCUCUGACUUCAGCUUUGAGGUCAAACAUUUCUCACCUUAAAGAGCUGGAUCUGGGCAACAACAGACCUGGAGAUCCAGGAGUGAAGCUGCUCUCUGCUGCUCUUCUUGAUUCAAACUGCACACUGAAAACACUGAGGAUUGACAAAUGUGGAAUGACAGAGGAAAGUUGUGCUUCCAUUGCCUCAGCUCUCAGCUCAAAGGCCUCCAGUCUGACCGAACUUGAUCUGAGCAUUAAUGAUCUGCAAGAUUCAGGAGUGAAGCUGCUCUGUCCUGGACUGAAGAAUCCUCACUGUAAACUAGAGAAGCUCAGGUUGUCCAACUGUGGUGUCACAAAGGAAGGUUUAGCAGCACUGGCUGAAGCUUUUAAAUCAAACCCCUCUCACCUAACAGAGCUCAAUCUGCUGGAGAAUCAUCUGGAAGAAUCAGACAUUAAACUGCUCUCUGUGAUACAGAACGAGUCAUCAAACAAACAGAAGAAACAGGAGUAAUAGAAAUGUGUUUAAUAACUCUAAAGAGAGACUUAUGCUUUAAUCAUUGCAUGUAGUACAGAAAAAAACAAUGUUGAAAAACCCUCAAUUACACAUUAUUUGUACACAAUCCUUCUCCAAACUAGUAUAAUUUGUUGAGCCAAUAUUGCUCUCAGGCCACUCAAACAAACAGAUUAUUAUUUUGUUGGGUUGUGCAGAAAUUACACACUCCAGAUUUAAUUGUGAUAACUUAAAUCAAUGGAUUAUCUUCACAAUAUACAGUGCCAAACAUACAAAAAGGGUUAUUAAUUGUUUCCUUAAUAAUUACGCUCCAAAACACUGCUCCCAAUUAAGUGCAUAUUAAUGCACCCCUAUUGUAAAGUGUUACCAAAAAGUCUUAUAUCAUUCCACUAGAUGGCAGAAACUAGGAACAUGAAAAUGUUCUCUAUCACCUUCCAUCACAAAAGAAAGAUCUGAAAUGUAGGUGGAGCUAUAAUGCAUUUUAGCCACCACAGACGUACUCUUCCAUAGACAUUCCAUAGACUAAUAUCAGCUUUAUGCACCAAACUAGAUGUUUCAUUAAAUAUCUUAGCGUCUGAGUGGACUAGAAGCUCAAUCUAAGUGUAAUUAUAAAGCUGAGCUCCUUCCCUUUGCGAUGAUAUAUAACAUACUGUAUAUGAUUUGUUUAGCAUGCUUUUCCUUUUGGAUGGCAUAUUUUGUUCUGGAUAUCUAAGAUUUAACAUUACAUUUUUUUAACCCAAGCUCACAGACUAGUAAGAAACUGUGAAUUAUUUAGAAAACUGCCUACAGUAAGAGCAGAUAGCAGCAGUUUUGGGCUUCUUGGGGCUUACAGGAGCAAUGACAGACAUUUGUAUUUGAUGACUCUCAUAAAUCACAUUUUAAUUAUUUUAGAAAUCUUUAAAACUGUGGUAUAAGGGCAACAAAAUAAACUGUAUAGUCACAUUCCUGAGAAUGUGAGCUUUCAUUUGAUACAUGACUUGUCUAUUUAGGUGCUAUGUGGAAGACUUUUAUUUUUCUAAAAAUAUUUUGACCACAUUACCCUUAGGGGGGUGCUAAUGUACAAUGCGCAUGUUUUGUGGCCUUAUUUUGUUAUUUUAUAUCAGAUAAAUGCAGAAGUGAUGGUUAUCUCUAAAAAGUUCAGAUUCUAAGCUUUCAAAUGAUACCUCAUAUGCCUGACUUAUGUAUACGUAAACAUUAACGCUUUAAGCAUAAACCUUUUUUGCAAUAUAGUGCACCCCAUAGAGUUUAGUGGAGAUUCCAUCUUUGAACAAAGGUACAUAUAACUACUUGAAUAUUACUUGAUACAGCUGUGAUUAUUUUAAUUAUUUCUUUUGAAAAUGAUAUUUUUCAAUCUUGAUGAUGUUUACAAAAAUAUUAAAACAUGAAUUCUGAGAAAUCAAAUUAAUCUGGUUAAUGAAAAGUGACUGAUCAAUGCAAAUACCAAUUCCCUUGAGCAAUGUAACAAUUAAAACCAGGGGUAUUUUUACAGUUUUGUACACGGGGUAAUUCAGAGCUUAAGUUGAGCCUCAUUCUCGAGCCCCUUCUUUGUUGACAGCAAGCCACAUAUGUUUACCCUUUACCAAACAAAAAUUAUUUGGGCAGACAAACUUGUUAAAUAAAGUUGCAAAUGUGGGUUUGAUAGGAGCUUGUUCAUCUAGGACUGUCAAUCUUGUUGCAAGGAUAUAAAACCAACUGCUUCUCUCACUCUGGUGACGAUUCUUCCAGCAUUCCUCCGCUUCCCCAUCUCCAGCUUUAUAUUUAAUAAUGCCUAUACCAAUAAUUAUUUCAAUAUUGUCUUUAUAUUCCUUGCUCUAGUCCAGAUGUUCUCAAUUUUUGGUCUCACCCCCUUUGAAACUAGAAAAACGUUAUUUUUAAAAUACAAUGAAAACUGAAUGUAUUCCUCCAGGUUUCACUGAUUUUCUGAAUAAUAUCCAUCAUGGACAGCACAACAAAUCUGUUUACCCUAAUGUAUUCCAGGACUUUAUGAACCAGUGAACUUUUGAACCCUGUGUGAAGCAACGUUUCACACAUGCAAUAAGGGGGCUAGCAAUGCUUUUAUUAACACUGCUAGCCAUAAUUGCAGUGCCAAAGUGUGCAAUGUGAAAUGAUUGAAGUGUGAUGCCAAUCAGAAACUCAACAGUAAUAUGCAAAUAAAAACUUUAACUCAGGGUUUACAUAUGUACAGUGUCUCAAAAUGUGAAUACCAAGGAUAAAUAAAGUACA
Xyrauchen texanus (razorback sucker) is the source of this 5703-nucleotide messenger RNA. Its product is annotated as NACHT, LRR and PYD domains-containing protein 12-like. Bases 145 to 3480 code for a protein of 1111 amino acids. The transcript is spliced from 14 exons. The record is from RefSeq and is a predicted model, not a curated record. Lineage: Eukaryota; Metazoa; Chordata; Actinopteri; Cypriniformes; Catostomidae. Gene Ontology annotation, molecular function: protein binding.